AGGGAGCGAACAGACGUGAGCCUUCUGAUUGGCUGCGCGCUGGGAUGCUGUCUCGUGGCAAAAGACUGGCUUUUAAAAGUUGAUAUCACAUUUUAGUUUUCGCUUCUUGUGCACGAAAGAACUUGUCGAAAGCUGCAGUUGAGGACUGAAGGUAGCAUCAGCAUGGCAAGUCUCCGGUUGAUGACGUUCGCGGUGAUGGUAGUGGUGACGGGGGCGGCGAAGAACACGCUGCUGUGGAAGUCCAAGAUGGUCAACGAGACCAUCACGGCGGAGGUGACACUGGAGUUCCUCAUCAAGAACUACGACGACAGCGGGGACCUGCACGGGUCUCUCAAGAUCGGUCUGUUCGGCGAGAAGGUCCCUAUGACCGUCUUGAACUUCAUCUCCAUUUGCAACGGAGUCAAGAGACCUUCGGGAGAACUCAAAUAUGCAAACUCCUACUGCCACAGACUCAUCCCAGACAUGCACUUACAGUGUGGUGACAUCACAAUUGGAGAUGGCAAUGGAGGAAUCAGCAUAUACGGAGACACGUUCAACGAUGAAAACUUUGAAAUUGGACACAGCGAGAAGGGAACCAUCUCCAUGUCGAACAGGGGCCCCAAUUCCAACGGCUCGCAGUUCUUCAUCAUCAUGCGCUCCAUGCAGAAUCUGGACGGCAAACAUGUGGCUUUUGGACAGGUCAUCGACAAGGAAUCCCUCGCGUUUCUGGACAAGCUGAACGACACGCCCACUGACCCCAACCACUACACACCCAAGAGGAGGAUCAAGCUGGUGGACUGCACGGCCUCUAACCUCAAGAAACCUCUGGUCAUCACCCGAAGGGCCAGCGUCCAGGACGAUAAGUUUGAUUGAGGCGUGCCCCGAGUGUUCACUUUCUUUCAUUUUUUUUUAAAAGCGUGAUUGCGUUUCAUUGAUGUGUCUGUUUUGUACUUACUAGGGUCAUACGUCCAUAAGUCAUUGAGAGGAAGGGGUCAGGGAGAUAACAAGCUGACCUGAGAUAGACAUAAUGGAGACAAAUAGCUGAAACCAGUUAAAAUUGGUAGAAACAAAUAGUCGGCUUGUUUGUAUUAGCAGAAAUGCAUUGACAAGUGUAAGUGUAGAGCAUUGGACCUUAUUUAUGUACAGAUUCCAUAGUUUCGAUUUGUAAUCACGCCUUCCGUUAUUUUAUGGUGUUUUUCCUUGUCCAUCAUUUUUUUCCAUUUUUUCAUCUUUCUUGUUGACUGACACAACUGACUACCUGUCCGCGUGUGUUUGCAGAACAUCUCAUGCUGGUCUUUCCAAUCACAAAAUGCAGUUAGUGAUUGUUGAUGAAUGCAAUGUCAGGAAAGCAGCGUACUUAAUUAUGAAGUCAGACUUAAUGAGAUACUAGGUUGAUGUGUGCUUGUCAUUUUCUUUGUG
Messenger RNA from Pomacea canaliculata, 1398 nucleotides. Its product is annotated as peptidyl-prolyl cis-trans isomerase H-like. The record is from RefSeq and is a predicted model, not a curated record. Lineage: Eukaryota; Metazoa; Mollusca; Gastropoda; Architaenioglossa; Ampullariidae. Gene Ontology annotation, cellular component: intracellular membrane-bounded organelle. Bases 163 to 852 code for a protein of 229 amino acids. Gene Ontology annotation, molecular function: peptidyl-prolyl cis-trans isomerase activity. The transcript is spliced from 5 exons. Gene Ontology annotation, biological process: protein peptidyl-prolyl isomerization.